Molecule: messenger RNA, 579 nt
Organism: Lotus japonicus
Lineage: Eukaryota; Viridiplantae; Streptophyta; Magnoliopsida; Fabales; Fabaceae
Product: putative lipid-binding protein At4g00165
Exons: 1
Coding region: 122-490 (122 amino acids)
Source: RefSeq, a predicted model, not a curated record
AGUCAAUUCCUUUCCAUAAAACGUAAUCCAACUAGAAAAUGCAAUACCCAUAUCAUUUUCAGUACUAACACUAUCCUCUAAUCAGAUAUCGACCACAGCCCAGUUUAAUUUGCUCAAGAAAAUGAAUCUUUCGGGUUCAAAGGUGUUUUCCACUCUCAUACUUGUUAAUUUCCUUUUCUUCUCUUGUGUUGCAGCUAGUAAGCUCCCGUGCCCACCGAAGCAGCAGCAAGCCAAAUGCCCCAAAGAUACACUCAAGUUUGGUGUUUGUGGAAGUUGGUUAGGCCUGGUCACUGAAGUCAUUGGGACUAAACCAAGUGAGGAGUGUUGUUCCUUGCUGAAAGGCCUCGCAGAUCUUGAAGCAGCAUUUUGUCUGUGCACCGCAAUUAAGGCCAGCGUGCUGGGAAUUGUCAAGCUCAACGUGCCUGUUGCUGUUAGUUUGCUUGUUAAUGCUUGUGGGAAGAAUGUACCAGAGGGAUUUACUUGUGCUUAGAAAUACUGCAUAUAUUUCUGUACCUGUCAUUGUUGCUUUAAGUUAAUGGUAAAUCAUUAAAUACAUAUUGAACUUUUCUUUCAGGUCAA